UGACCUGCAGGGUCUGUGGAGGAACGAACUGGGCUCCAACAUGACACUCUGGGCCCUGGAUGCGGCUGGGACCUUCUCAGGCUCCUACCACACUGCUGUGGCAGCCACCAACAAGCAGAUCCUGGUGUCGCCCCUGCAAGGGGCCCAGCAACACCCCAGUGCCAAGGGGCAGCCCACAUUUGGCUUCACCGUGCAGUGGCUGUUUGCAGACUCCACCACCGCCUUUGUGGGCCAGUGCUUCGUGGACCGCCGUGGGAAGGAGACUCUGGAGACCACGUGGCUUCUGCGGGAAGAGGUCCCAUCACGCAGGGACUCCUGGAAAGCCACCAGGGUCGGCACCUCCAUCUUCACCCGCAUCAAGUGAUGGGGAUGGGAUCCGGACCUGCCUGCACCCUGCUGUCCUGCCUGCAACCCCAAGGCUCUCUGCUACCCUGGUCCUGGGCUGGGCUCCUGCCUGUUCCCAGCAUCCUCACUGGGCAAUGCACCCUCGUCCUGUCCUGCUUCCUCCCAGUGCCUUCCAGUGCCUCCCAGCAGCCUGUUGGCAGGCCCCCCCCUUCCCAAAGCUCACUGCCCCCACACAUGAAACUGAAUAAAUGUUUCUC
This is a messenger RNA of Athene cunicularia (burrowing owl), 602 nucleotides long. Its product is annotated as avidin-like. NCBI's taxonomy places the organism in Eukaryota, Metazoa, Chordata, Aves, Strigiformes, Strigidae. The record is from RefSeq and is a predicted model, not a curated record. The transcript is spliced from 3 exons. Gene Ontology annotation, molecular function: biotin binding. The coding region runs from base 41 to 364 and encodes 107 amino acids.